AAGGAGUGCUCUGAAGGGACGUCUGGAUCGUAGCUAGUGGACAGAGACCACUGCUCUUCCCACUGAAUACUUGUUUCCUUUGGCUUCAGCCACCCAGAUAUCCUUCAUUACCCGCUCCUUGUCCUUUGUAUCUGCAAUCGCUAUUUCCCCUUCUCUGACUAUGUCAGAAACUUUCCAAAUCCCACUAUCCAUGGGAACCUUCAGUCCUCUGCAGCUAUCACCUUCCAUCGUGAGCAAGGCUACUCCCCUAACAGCAAGUGCUUGCAACUCCUCCCAAGUGUUGUCUCCAGCCCUCAGUUCAGCACAGCUGCUGCCCUCAGCUUCUGGCACCUACUUCCAGCCAGUCAUGGCCAGCUCCUACGUUCACCAACACUUUAGUGAAAGUAGGUUUUCAGGGGCUACUGGCCAGAGCCAGAUGUCCUCUUCAGUUGUGUCCUGUCCAGGUAUUUGGCAGUGGGAUGGCAGGGCAGGCUCUGGAAGCACACAUCCACCAUUUGAGACCUUUACGAUGACUGUCAGUGACCAGAGCAUGACAGUUGUUUCCUCAUCUAUACCUGUCCAUGCCAAUUCCAUCUUUCCCGUUUAUCCAUCCAUGUCUGCCAGCCUGGUUCAGGCAACACCAUCACCGUGCAUUCCGAACCAAGGCCAUGGCCAGUACUACAAUCAGAGUGCAGUGGGGCCUCUGCUAGCUGCAGAUUUUGGAGGACUGCAACCGUAUGAGUGUGUGUCACACACAGGCAGUGAGACCGCUGCCUCUCAGCCAGAGAUAGCAAUGGUGCUGAAGGAGAUUCAGCACAUAAAUGUCCUACCAUCAACUUCUCCUGACAUCUACUAUUCUGGAUCUGUUCAAGCCAACGCAGAAACGAGUUUCCAAGUGAAGGGAACUUCCCCAGAGAUAGAGACAUACCUGGGAUGUCAAGCCCUGAGCCAGGCAGGGUUUGUGUCACAACUUCCAGAAACCAUGGAUUCCUGCAGUAGUAUCAGAAGCACCCAGUUGCUAGAGGGAAGCCCCCCAACUGAGCUUGGGGGCAUUUCCAUAGGAACUCCAGUGCAGAAUUCCACUCAUUCCUUGGCCUUGGAGCCAAGCUGGGAGCAACUAGACAAAGAGAACUGGAAUGAGAUGAGUAGCAAGGGCGCAGAGCCUCUUGAUGCUCACAAGAUCUUAAUAAGCACCCAAGAUCCGCCUUUACUCUCCUUAGCACUCCCUGACACACCCAAGCUGCUGGCUUCUGUUGAGCAUCCAAUCCCUGCGAAGCCUGGUUCUCAAGAAGCCCUGCUGGGAAAGUGCCACCUCGGUCUCCAGGACCAAGGAACCCCUGACAAGGGGACUGAGUCCAGCCCAGGGUGGGCAGAUGUUGCAGCCCUGGUAAAGGACAUUCAACUUCCCCAGGUGCUCCAUUCCUUGGACGAUCUUGAUCAGUCCUACCAGCCCACACACAUAGAAGCCCAAGGCGCAGGUACGCUUGAUGAAAAUCCUGUGCAGGAGAACUCAGCCAUCACCAAGGGUCUUUCACCUAGGGAGAGAAAGAACAAACAUAAAGCUUCUGAGCCAAUCACUGGAGCUCCUGAGGCUAAAAUCCAGCUGAAGGCCCCUGAGAGCCUAUCAGAGGGAGAAGGGUGCAUUUUUAAUGCAGCAGCCAGUGACAGGGCUCCCACGGACGUGGCUGAGAAGUCGUACAGCAAAUUUCCCGUAAUGGUAUCCAGCAGAACCAACCAAGAUAAGGGCCGUGGGCAAGUGAGAGCCAAGAGAACCAAAGAAAACAAUGACAAGAAAGCUCUUAAGAGGAAGCAGUCAGGCACUAAGGACAAGGCAGAAGAGAUGCCAACAAUUCCUGACAUGAGGCGCAAGAGACACCAGCCCAUGCUUGGCCGAGAGGUAUUUAAAAUGCCUCGCACCUGCCUAGGCAUGCACAUGCUGGAAUCUGUGCAGGUGUUCCACCCAUUAGGGAAGAAGUUGGAAAAGAAAGCUGGGAGUGUUUCCUCCCAGGCCCUGAGAACAUCGAGUGUCACCAAAAAUCUCAAGACAUCUUCAACCAGCAAACCUUUGCUGGGGGCCCACGGAGAGGGGAAAAACCCUGAUAGUACUCGGGAUAACUUUCAGAACCCGCAGGGCACAGUUGAAACAGGGCCUUCAUCUGCAUCCCUGUGUGAGCUGCCACCACCUGGCCAGGUGAAGUUAAUACCUUUGCCUUUUCUCAGCCCAGAAAAGCCUCAAGCCCGACCCAGUUGCCGAAGGCCACGACCACCCGUCUCACAGCAGCCCGCUGUAGCUCACCAAGCUGGACCUGCUGGUGACAGAGUUCAGCCACCCCUAAUAGCUGCUGGCAACACUUCUCUGGUGCGUCCUAUCAAACCAGCCCAUCUGGUCCCUAAAAAUGCCAGCCAACCACUCUUGACCUCUGAGGUCCAGCCUGGAGUUCCUCCUCGGUCUGCAGUGUGUAAGCCUGCAUCCUGGGCAACAUCACCUUGCCCCGCUCUCAGAAGAGUGCCUGUUGCCACUGCUGUGACUAAGCAGUGCAGUUCCCCACCUCAGCCACACAACCCAUAUCUCCUCGAAGACUUCAGCCGCCAACCAAUUCCCUGGAGGGAGCCCAAUGUGCCCGAGCCAGUCAUGUCGAACCCGAUCACAGAGGAGCAGAGACCGGAGCGGGAAGCCAUGAAGAGGCAGGCUCAGCUAGAGCGGGAGCUGGCUGCCAAAUACACCUCCUUAGGGAAGCUGCAGUUUUUCAGGCAGAGGGAGAAAGACAGGGAAAUUGCUCAAUACUACGGAUACAUAAGAUGAGAGGCAGCAGCACUGUCCAGUCACUUUAGUGCCAAGUGGUUAUCCACAGAGAUACGGAAAGCUAAGUAGAGAUUUGCUGAUUUCGAUGUCUUGCUGAAGAUUGACAUAACCGCUUCCUGGUUAUUUUCAGUAGAAUAUAACUCCUCGCCAGGGGAGCUCAGUAGAACCAAUAGAUAAGAAAUAAAGCCCACUUUUGAGUUUUGAGAUGGGAACAAAUAGAUAGGAAAUAAA
Messenger RNA from Fukomys damarensis (Damara mole-rat), 3013 nucleotides. RefSeq lists its product as uncharacterized. Bases 161 to 2782 code for a protein of 873 amino acids. The transcript is spliced from 3 exons. The record is from RefSeq and is a predicted model, not a curated record. Lineage: Eukaryota; Metazoa; Chordata; Mammalia; Rodentia; Bathyergidae.